GGCGUGCCAUCACUGUACUUGAUAAUUUGCAUGUUUUUCUCUGACUGAGCUAAGUCAUACGGUCUUUUGUUUUUUUCUACAUGUGCUAAGACAUAACAUUUAUAUUUGAAGAGGGUAAAAUACAAAUGCAGUUCUAAUGACUGGUUAGAUCAGUCAAAAAUAUUUAAUUCAUUGUUGGGAAAUAUCCGGUGACAUCAUCAUUGCGCGCGCUCCUAAUAACGCGUAACUGCAACGUGCGUUAGCAUUAGCUAGUGAGAAGUACCUUACGUGUAUUGAUAUCGUAUACUGCACCGGUAAUUAAUCAAAACAUAUCGAAACGCAAUGGAUGACGAUGAAGAAACAUAUAGGCUAUGGAAAAUUCGGAAAACCAUCAUGCAGCUGUGUCAUGACAGAGGCUACCUGGUGACCCAAGAUGAGUUGGACCAGACCUUGGAUGAGUUUAAAAGUCAGUUUGGGGACAAACCCAGCGAGGGUCGCCCACGACGGACAGAUCUCACUGUCCUGGUAGCACACAAUGAUGACCCCACAGACCAGAUGUUUGUUUUCUUUCCUGAGGAGCCUAAAGUUGGUAUUAAGACCAUCAAGAUGUACUGCCAGCGGAUGCAGGAGGAAAACAUCACACGUGCCUGCAUUGUAGUUCAGAUGGGAAUGACACCUUCGGCUAAGCAGUCUCUAGUUGAUAUGGCGCCCAAAUACAUCCUGGAACAGUUUCUGCAGCAGGAGCUUCUAAUAAACAUCACUGAGCAUGAGCUAGUUCCUGAACACAUAGUCAUGACAAAAGAGGAACUGUCUGAGUUGCUGUUACGAUAUAAACUGAAGGAGAGCCAGUUGCCUAGGAUCCAACAAGGAGAUCCUGUAGCCCGGUACUUUGGAUUGAAAAGAGGCCAGGUAGUAAAGAUAAUCAGACCCAGUGAGACUGCUGGACGAUACAUCACCUACAGGCUGGUCCAGUGAGGAUUUCAAUGUAUGUUGCUGUACUAAGGAACAGCGUGUGGGCCAAUAAAACUCAUGGAUUAUUCCACAGCUGGCCUCAUCUCUUUGGAUUAAGUUUAGCUUUUGUUAAUUUGUUCAAUAAAUCCUUUGACAUAUCUUUCCAAA
Messenger RNA from Oncorhynchus mykiss (rainbow trout), 1098 nucleotides. RefSeq names its product DNA-directed RNA polymerases I, II, and III subunit RPABC1. Lineage: Eukaryota; Metazoa; Chordata; Actinopteri; Salmoniformes; Salmonidae. Gene Ontology annotation, biological process: transcription elongation by RNA polymerase I; transcription by RNA polymerase II; tRNA transcription by RNA polymerase III. Gene Ontology annotation, molecular function: DNA binding. Gene Ontology annotation, cellular component: RNA polymerase I complex; RNA polymerase II, core complex; RNA polymerase III complex. The record is from RefSeq and is a predicted model, not a curated record.